Molecule: messenger RNA, 1545 nt
Organism: Saxophila tyrrhenica
Lineage: Eukaryota; Fungi; Ascomycota; Dothideomycetes; Mycosphaerellales; Extremaceae
Exons: 1
Coding region: 1-1545 (514 amino acids)
Source: RefSeq, a predicted model, not a curated record
AUGCCCUCCUUCUCCACCAGCAGUUCGUCUGUCUUUAAUCGCUUCGGCAGCAAGAGGCAGCCCAGCGAGUACACGGCAGGGGACAGCACGAGGCUCAGCCCGCCGCUGGAGGUGCCUACGGAGAGUGACAAGAGCAAGCUGAUCAAUGGCCAUAAGCGGGAGAGCAGCCUCUUGAGCCUGACGAGCAGUGUCUCGGAUAUAGGCCACAACGUCAAGAGGUCGGUCUCCUUGCGAUCUCACCGCACGCAGCCCAGCGCCGGAUCAGCAACGACGUUUGGCCACAAGCCGCGAUUCCCUUCGUCGGGCAACCUCAUCACGUCGUCCUUUACCACGUCGCCGGCGGAGGAAGAGGAGGCUCAGACUACUGGCCCCCUUCCUCCGUCAUUCGUCCCACCCACACCGAAGAGAGGAAAGCUGUCGAUAUCUGCGAGAUCACUCUCGUCCAAGUUCAGAUCUACGGACAACCUACCGACGCUCGCCUACCCGGACCUUCCGGAUACAGUGGCAGACAGACCAACGACGGCCGUGGAGAUCUCGAAGGGCAUGUACCCUCCUCCCCUCGCUGGGGCCUCCAUGCUCGCAGCACCCGCUGUGCCCAAGCGAGCCCCUCCCGACAGACCAGGUCUACAACCACAAGCCAGCUUCAGUCGAGACAUCAGCUCCUCCCACGGCGAACGCAAUGGCUUGUCCUUACAGCCUACUUCGUCGAUACCAACGGGUACCCACAACCCGCAGGUAGUGUACCAGCAGAUCCACGAGACCUCUACCAAACGCAUGGCCACGAUAGAGUACCUCCGGAAAGUCCACGACGGCAAUAUAUUCUACUUUGGCACUUGGCACUACACGCCAUCCUCCCUGCAAUCCAUCCCGUCCAUGCAUCCGCUCAAACUCGGCCGGCGCGCAAACAGCUACCUCGUCCUCGGCUACAGCCUCCCGGCCCUCCUCGACCUCAACUCCGGCUCCGCGCUCGAAUACCUCAAAGCCCUGUCCGCCCUGCUACAAGAGUUUGAGACUUAUCAAUCCCUCUCCGGCUUCGACACUAGCGGCAACAGCAUUAGCAAAGGCCGUAUGGGCCAGAUGUUCAAGAGUGGGAUGGGGCUGGGGAACAGGAACAACAAGGGAAGGCGAGCGAGUACAGCUACGGACAGCAUAGCCAUCACCACGCCGUCGCCGGACUACUUGGGCAUUCCAAGGUCAGCUACGGAAGCGACGAGUCCGCAGGAGUAUCCUUCGCCGAUCAACAAUGUCAGUGGACACGAGUUCCAGCAUCUGGUGACUCCGCAUCUGCCUUUUGAUGCAGACUUUGCGACCACGUAUGCUACGCUUUGCGAUACUUUGAUCGAUACAUAUGGCAAGCUGUUGGAUCUCGUGCCUUCGUCUGAGGCUUGUGGACCUGGCGUUGGCGAGGCUUUCUCGAAGGCGGACAAGGCCAUUCGCAAGAUCUUGGUUUCCAACGUGCUGCGGGAGUUCGAAGAUGGGACGAGAGCGAACGUGAAGGUGGAAGUGGCCGGGUUGGGAAAGUUGGUGCUUGGGGGUUUGAUGUAG